Grus americana (Whooping crane) is the source of this 4699-nucleotide messenger RNA. It is a transcript of the gene TXNRD2, whose product is annotated as thioredoxin reductase 2. Bases 78 to 1616 code for a protein of 512 amino acids. Gene Ontology annotation, molecular function: flavin adenine dinucleotide binding; thioredoxin-disulfide reductase (NADPH) activity; glutathione-disulfide reductase (NADPH) activity. NCBI's taxonomy places the organism in Eukaryota, Metazoa, Chordata, Aves, Gruiformes, Gruidae. The transcript has 17 exons. The record is from RefSeq and is a predicted model, not a curated record. Gene Ontology annotation, biological process: cell redox homeostasis; cellular response to oxidative stress; glutathione metabolic process. Gene Ontology annotation, cellular component: mitochondrion; cytosol.
CACCGCCCUCCACUCUGGCGCUGCUCGGCCACCUCGCAGGGGUCCUCGCUCGGGGCGGAGGCCGUUUGCCGUACAGCAUGGCGGCACUGUGGCGGAGGCGGGAGCGUCUCUUGGGAGUGUUGCGGCUGUGCCGUACGGUACGAGCCCUCUCAGGGAAGAAUGAGUAUGAUCUUCUGGUAAUUGGUGGAGGGUCUGGAGGCCUUGCUUGCGCAAAAGAAGCUGCUCAGUUUGGAAGGAAAGUGGCAGUUUUGGAUUAUGUGGAACCUUCUCCACAAGGAACCAAGUGGGGACUUGGUGGAACUUGUGUGAAUGUUGGUUGCAUUCCUAAAAAGCUUAUGCAUCAAGCAGCCCUUUUAGGAAGUGCCAUUAAAGAUGCCCAAUGCUAUGGCUGGAAUAUAGCCCAACCUGUUCAUCAUACCUGGUCUGUGAUGGCACAAGCUGUUCGGAAUUAUGUGAAAUCCUUGAACUGGGGACACAGAGUGCAACUGCAAGACAAGAAAGUGAAAUAUUUCAACAUGAAAGGGAGUUUUUCUGAUCCACAUACAAUCUGUGGUUUAACAACAGCAGGUAAAGAGACUAUUGUUACUGCAGAAAAUAUUGUCAUUGCUACUGGAGGAAGACCAAAAUAUCCUACACAUAUUGCAGGUGCACUGGAGUAUGGAAUCACAAGUGAUGAUCUAUUCUGGUUAAAAGAAUCUCCUGGAAAAACGUUGGUUGUUGGAGCUAGCUAUGUUUCACUUGAGUGUGCUGGUUUUCUAACGGGCAUUGGAUUGGACACUACAGUCAUGAUGAGAAGUAUCCCACUUCGUGGGUUUGAUCGGCAAAUGGCAUCUUUAGUAACUGAGCACAUGGAAUCUUAUGGCACAAAAUUUUUAAAGAGGUGUUUCCCAACCAAAGUUGAAAAAUUGGAGAGCAACAGAUUGCAAGUCACCUGGAAAAAUACUGACCUGGGCACAGAAGAAAGCGAUUCCUUUGACACAGUGAUGUGGGCAGUAGGCCGAGCCCCUGAGACUGAAACCCUCAAUUUGGAGAGAGUUGGAGUGAAAACUAAUUCUGAAACUGGAAAGAUCAUUGUUGAUGCCAGUGAAGCGACUUCUGUUCCUCACAUUUAUGCAGUUGGAGACAUAACAGAGGGCCGUCCUGAAUUAACACCCACAGCAAUAGCUGCAGGAAAACUGCUGGCUCAGCGUCUUUUUGGCCAAUCUUCAGAAUUGAUGGACUAUGACAAUGUACCUACUACAGUUUUCACUCCCUUGGAAUAUGGUUGUGUUGGACUGUCGGAAGAAGCGGCUGUGCAAUGUUAUGGAUCAGAUAAUGUUGAGGUAUACCAUGCGUAUUAUAAACCUUUAGAGUUUACAGUGGCUGAAAGAGAUGCAACUCAAUGCUAUAUGAAAAUGGUGUGCUUACGAGAGAGAGAGCAACGAAUACUUGGCCUUCAUUUCAUUGGACCAAAUGCAGGCGAAGUUAUUCAAGGAUUUACUCUUGGAAUCAAAUGUGGUGCAACGUAUCCUCAGCUAAUGAAGACAAUUGGCAUUCACCCUACCUGUGCUGAAGAAAUUACAAAGUUGCGCAUUACAAAGCGUUCUGGCUUGGAUGCAACAGUCACAGGCUGCUGAGGUUAAGUACCAUCCCUGGAAAGAAGGAAAAAAAGCACAAAACAUUUAUAGAAAACAGGGGCACUUCAACAGAGUUGAAACAGCUUUAAUGGUUCAAGCUCCAGGAAUCUUUUUUUCUUCUCCCUAUAGACAGCUUUUUCUCACAGCCAGACAAAGAAAUUGUCCUCGCACCAUCACAGUUCUAAAACCAAUGCAGUCCUGCUGUAACAAAUCUCUCUCUUUCAAAGUGCCUGUAACUUUUUUCUUGGUGGGAGCUAGGGAAUAAUCGCAGUUUUAUAUAUGUAAAUAUAACUGAAGCCAGUGACAUCUGAGGCCAUCUACAAAUUAAGCAGUUGUCAUUUGAGUUUCUCUGUUGGCAUGACUGACUGCCAACAGGAGUGUCUCACAUAAUGUUCAUACAGAUGCUAGGAAUUGGACAGAGCCUCCCUUAGAAUUUUGGUGAUGAUACGUUCUGCUAAGUACUUUGAUAGCUCAUUACUGAUCCUAAUCUUGAAUGCUGAGACUCUGUCUCACUAGUAGAAACAAGUUCCCAGAGUGUGUAACAAUAGGUAAGCAGUCAUCUUGUUUUUUUUUUUUUUCUUUAAAAUGUAAUAUGUACAGGAAUUUAAUAGAAAAUCACUUAUCACUGAAGCUGUGCUCCUACUGGAUGAAUCCCAAUGGAUUAAUCAGUGGCAGCCUGGUCAUAAUGUUAUGGUGAUGGCUGAGAAUGAAUGAGCUCAGAGGUGCUAAAGAAAGAGUUGAAUUUUAUGGUGACUUCUCUGCCUGCUCUUGAAAUCUCUAAUGCAGUUCUGUUCAAAUUAAAUUGACACAUCUCAUAAAUUACAGCUUGAACACCAUAUAUUAAGUAACGCUGACAAGUAGCAUCAAAACUACUAAUAAUCCAACUCAUGCAGCAUUUUCUGUUUUAUAGAAUGCAGAAAUUUGGCUGACACAUGUAUUUUGUUGGUUUGUUCUUAAGAUUUUCUCACUGAUGACCUGGAUACUACAUCUGAAUAGAUUUAGGUCUGACUUUAAUAAAACAUGUUACUGAAUGGAACUACAUUAAACAGUGAUCUAGAAAAGACAUGGACCUGCUCAGAACAAAGAUAGAAAAUAAUUAUCUGAAAACUUUUUGGGGGGAAGUAUUGGCCAGAGUAAAAAAGCAUUAAUCUGUUGCAAAUUUCUGCUUAUUUUCCUGCUAUCCAGAAGGGGGAGAUGCUGGCUAAUUUGUGGCAACAAAGAAACAGAAAUCUGAUAUUGAUGAUUCUUUUGCAGAACCCUGUUAAAUAGGUAGCCUGAUAAAGGCAAACACAAAACAAACCGCACUGAAUUUCAAUCCAAGUUGCGGUUGCCAACAUUUUGAAAUGCAUAGUCACAUAGUGUCUUCCACCCUUUACAGAAGAAAAAUGCAUGUAGGAAGAGAUCAGCUUAAGGUGAAACAAAAUGUAUCCUUUUUUGCAGUUAAUUUAUAUCAGUGUUUUUGUGUAUGGAAUUUGAUAUUUUCAUAGCUGUCCUUCUGCUUGUUGCACCAUUUGGAAGAAUAGUCUGAUGAUCAUUUAUAUCUUUGCUAUUUUUUCUUUGAUGCUAUUUCACUUUUGCAACAUGCAACACAGACAAAUGGUUGGUUUAUUUCAAGUGUGGAAUCUUUUUUACUAUGAGAAUUGUACCUGUCAGAGAAACCAAUUAGGCAAAAAGUGAUCAGGCCUUCCUUCUAAAAUAUGAUAUAAUACCAUUUAUCACAGUCUUAUUGAUACUAGAAUACUCCAUUUUCAAAGAUUUGUUCUGACUUCAACAACAACAAAAGAAAUCUUAAAUGCUUUCUUUACAAAGUUUCCUGAUUUUUGGUCCAUGUUUCUGGUCCGUAAAAGAGGAAGAAGUGAUACAGUUUGACUGCAAGUGGCACUCCCUAUCAGCUGAUGCCAUUUUUCAUCUAUGAAGUCAUCUAUAAGCUUGUGUUUGAAAAGAAAUAGUUUGAGUGGAAGCGUUGUUGAAACACUGCCUGAAUAUUGCAACUGCCUUUAGAAGAAAUGAUGAAAACUUGAUAUCUGUAUAUAAAUGUGUGCAUACCUGCACAUUCAGAAGUUCCUGUUUCCUUUAAUAAAGGUCUUAUGAGUAUGAUACAACCAAAAACCGUAUUAGAAUUUCCCAGCUGUUUACAAAAAAAAGUUCAUAGUAAAUUAGGGGGUUUUAAAUGUUUUACUUAAUAUUUCAAAACAUUGAGCAUCUCAGUCUACAGAGAUUUUGCUGUGAGAAACAUCCCACCUCUGACUAAACUGUAAUGUGUAUGCAUGACAGAUUUUUUUUUUUCCUAGUGAUUACCUAUUACACUUCCUUUUGUACCCAUAAAUUAAAACAUUGGUGUUUAGCCAUGUGAAAGUUGCUUUUCUCUGUCCUACCAAUGCAUCCAGCAGACCGAGUUGUCUGGCCCUACAGACAAAUCAAUGGAAAGAUGAGUUAAUUUCAUUCAUCAUAAAGUUCAAAAUAAUGACUUGGGACAGCAAGUAAAGAGAUCUCGAGGAAACAUGUCCUCAGUGUAUAUGGGGUGUGAAACUAAGGCAUGUCAUCAUUCUUAGAAGUAAUAGCACUCUUGGUUUUAGAAUUUGAGUGGACUGCAUGAAAAGUGAUCCUGUAUCUUGAACAACAGUCUAGUUCUUUCCCUCAUUUAGUGGAAAAUGUUGUUGCCCCCCUGAAGUAAAACAAAACACACAUUCACGCUUACAUAACCCUAAUGUCAGAAUCAACAGCAAGACAGAAUAAUGACAACUACUGUGAUUGUGCUUUUUUUCCUGAAGGAUUCGCCAGGGAUGGUCAUUAAGAUUUGUUUUUAAAAGCCUGACUAAUGUCAAUUGACAUGACUGAUGUGUGCUGCAAAUUACUGAUUAUAUGCGAAAACAUAUAAAUAAAAAAAAAAAUUAAAUUAAUCAGGCUUCUUCUCAGGAUGCCAGCUGAUGAGGGCUUGUUUGUCAAACCACAUCAUGGUGCAAACAAGUCUGAGCAUUGCUGGGUCCCUUAUAUGUAUGAUCCAAAUAUUUAUUGUGUUGUAAAUGAAUGAAUUAAUAAAUCUUUUUUUUCUAGUCAAUGUUUGAUUGUGUUUGCUUAAUUUU